Messenger RNA from Girardinichthys multiradiatus, 1704 nucleotides. RefSeq names its product zinc finger, CCHC domain containing 4 (gene zcchc4). Gene Ontology annotation, cellular component: cytoplasm; nucleolus. NCBI's taxonomy places the organism in Eukaryota, Metazoa, Chordata, Actinopteri, Cyprinodontiformes, Goodeidae. The transcript is spliced from 13 exons. The record is from RefSeq and is a predicted model, not a curated record. Gene Ontology annotation, biological process: rRNA methylation. The coding region runs from base 105 to 1589 and encodes 494 amino acids. Gene Ontology annotation, molecular function: zinc ion binding; rRNA (adenine-N6-)-methyltransferase activity; nucleic acid binding.
AAAUGCACGCGACAUAAAGCAGCGUGGCUCUGUUUUAAAAGAAGUCACUGUUGUAUCUGAUGGAGUUUUGGAGUGAAGCCAUUAACCGGUUAUAAAGCUCAGACAUGGCGACAACCGAGGAAAACAACGACAGUGUUGGAAUAGAAGUUAUUCUUCCAGAGGGGAAAACAGCACCAUGGUGUCCGCAUGGUCCUACUUUACUAUUUGAGAAGAUCGGCAAAAGAGGCAACAAUGGCAGGCGGUUUUAUGCAUGCUCAGCCUGUCGGGACAGGAAGGACUGCAGCUUUUUUCAGUGGGAAAAUGAAAAGGUGUCAGAAGCUACGAUGCUGGCCAGAGAAGCAGAGAUGCAGUCAAAAAGGCCUAGGUUUACAGAGCAGGAGUACUAUAACAGGUUUCCGAAGUUUUCCUCACUGCCACACAAUGAGAAGAAGUUCUGUGAGAAUUGUCAGAUUCUGCUCCUGCCUGCAGAGCACAGUGCUCACUCUGCCCACAGGACCACAGGAGUCACUGCGGCCCAGCUGAGGAGGCCUAGUACCCUGCUGCGUCCUCUCGAAAACAAGAAAUGCAACGCUCAGUACCUGUUCACCGAUCGCAGUGCACACUUCCUACUGGACACUUUAGCUGGUCUGGGAUACAGAAAGGUGCUGUGCGUGGGGACACCUAGACUACAGGAACUGAUCAGGCUGAGAAACGUGGAGCAAAAACAUGAGCCGAUGCAGAGUCUGCUGUUGGACAUUGAUUUAAGAUAUGCUCAGUUCUACAGUCGAGACGAGUUCUGUCACUACAACAUGUUCAACCAUCACUUCUUUGGUGGAGAGGCCUCCAGUGCCGUUCUAGAUGCCUUCCUGAGGGAGCUUGAUGGGAAGAAGGUGAUGAUGGUGGUGGACCCUCCAUUCGGUGGGCUAGUCAAACCUCUGGCCAACAGUUUCUCACUGAUCUCACAGACAUGGAGGAAGCUGCAGAACUCUGGUGACUCUAAUGUUGACAUGCCCAUGAUUUGGAUCUUCCCGUACUUCUUCGAGCCUCGCAUCCUGGAGUGUCUCCCUUUACUUAUCAUGUUGGACUACCAGGUGGACUAUGACAACCAUCCUCUGUAUAAACAUGGAAAGACUGGCAGGAGGCAGUCUCCUGUCAGACUCUUCACUAAUAUUCCACCCAAACAUUUUGUUCUGCCCAGAGAGGAAGGCUACAGGUUUUGCUUCUUUUGUCAGAGAUAUGUGUGCUCCCUGAACAAACACUGCACUGAAUGCAAUCUUUGUCCAUCCAAGGAUGGCCGUAAAUGGAAGCACUGCACAGCAUGUAGAAAAUGUGUGAAACCAUCCUGGAGACACUGCCUGCCCUGUGGCCGCUGUGCCCUACCGGACCAUCCCUGCAGGCAUGCUGAAGGAAAGGACGGCUGUUUUAGCUGCGGCAGCCUGGAGCACAAACGUAGAGCUUGCCCUCUCAAAGACACUUGCAGGAAAAACAGUUAUGUACCCAAAGCCAAGAUUCAAGGCAAGAAAGCUUUCCAUCAUCUACCAAAGCCUAGAACCAAGAAGAAGUCUGGAACAGCACACAGAGGAAAGAAAGGAGCUGCUCAGUCUCUGUAACCAUAUGUUGGAUUUAGCUAAUUCUCUUAUCUCUUAGUUUUUUUUAUAUUAAGUACACCCUCUUACAACUCUGGGGUUUUAUAUAUCAACACAGAAUAAAAUUUUGUGGUCUUUA